Molecule: messenger RNA, 1275 nt
Organism: Armigeres subalbatus
Lineage: Eukaryota; Metazoa; Arthropoda; Insecta; Diptera; Culicidae
Exons: 3
Coding region: 516-875 (119 amino acids)
Source: RefSeq, a predicted model, not a curated record
GAUUGAGAUUUAUGAGUGAUUUUACCAACACUGGUAGCCAACACGAGCAAGCCAUGAAAUUCCAAUGACGCCGUUGUUUCUAACACGAGCCGCAUCCCAGCACACUGCUGUUGACGACAAAUACCCAUGGAAACGAUAGUUACAAGCAAGUGUAGUAACCACAGUUUGAGCGCUGGUGUAUUUUAAAGUGGAAAGUACUUCUGAAAAAUUGUUUGUUCUAUUGAAAAUUUGUUGAAGAAAAAGUGUCCAAUAAACAAUCGGCACCGAACAUCUAAGCAGUUCGCUUCUCGAGAACGGCAUUUAAUUAAGCUUCGCUCCAGUGUAUCGGCAUUGAAAUGUGUUUGUGAUCGUCAUUCAACCGAAUAUAGAAAGUUGUACGUAACAGCUCAACGCCAGUGUUGCAAUCCGUUUAAUUUACAUGCAGCCAUUCGUCGGAAAAGUUUAAAACUCAUUUCUUCCCGGUUUCAUGAUGACUGCAACAAGUACUUACCCGGGGUAAUUGAAGGACGUAAGAUAUGCUUACAAUGUCACCUUGCAGUGCGAAACAUGAAUUUUACCCAGCAGCAGCAAUCGAAGCUCAAGUUGAAGAGUUGGACGGGGAUAUUGUUGACUCAGUUCGGAAGUACAAUACGGUUUGGGCCAAAAAAUAUCCAACAGAGAAACUCACUCGGGCUUCAGCGGUGUUGAAAACAGCUUUUGAUGCAGUUGUGAAACCUGAAUGCAUUGAGCCAUGCGUAGCAGAUGAAGCAUAUGAAAGUGCGGGGAAAGAAAUGAUCGAUCAACUAAAAGAUAAAUUCAAGUCGCGCAUUCAAUCAUCGGAGAAGGUUUUGGUUUUGUCAGCACUUCCGAAAUCGUGGACUGUACGAAAAAUUUAAGGUUAGCAUUGUAAGGUACUUUGCAUGAACCACGGGAAGGUAAUAGGAUAUACUAAGGCUUAGCAUGGGUUCCCAAACUGUGGGUCGCGACCCCCAGGGGAGUCGCGGGAUAAUCAUUGAUGUGCCGCGAAAGACAACUCUUGAUUCAUACUUGAGUCCUUUUUUGUCCUAAAAAUGUAUACCAGCUUUUAGAUUUGAAUCUUAUAAGUAAUGAUUAGAUUUGGAGUACUAAUAAACGAAUAACUAAAGAACAACAAAUUUUAAGAAGUAAAUAGCCUUCUUUAGGUAUCCAAAACAGAUGAAAAUAUGAAUGCUAAACUGUGCUGGACGUCAAAAUCCAUGUCCAAUCCAAAAACAAUAUAAAUUCAAUUGAAAAAUCUAUUUGAAAUCCAAUCCGUAU